This is a messenger RNA of Vitis riparia (riverbank grape), 2442 nucleotides long. Its product is annotated as amino acid transporter AVT6A-like. Bases 750 to 2099 code for a protein of 449 amino acids. NCBI's taxonomy places the organism in Eukaryota, Viridiplantae, Streptophyta, Magnoliopsida, Vitales, Vitaceae. The transcript has 6 exons. Gene Ontology annotation, molecular function: amino acid transmembrane transporter activity. Gene Ontology annotation, biological process: amino acid transmembrane transport. The record is from RefSeq and is a predicted model, not a curated record.
AUGCAAUUCUUGGAUCACCCUCCUUAUGAUCCAGAAAUGGCUUACUCCAAAUAAUGGCCUUUGGGCCUCGUGGUUUUAUAACUCAAAGGAUUGGGCAGAGGCAAAGUAAACGAGAGGAUGAGCCACCAGAAGCAAAGGUAAGUGAAGUGGUGGGCGAGGCGUGAACCCACUAGUGCUUCCUUGGGGCCGUUCCAUUUUUUGGGAAAUGCAACGGUAAUAAUAUAUUUAGUAGCCGUUGCAGGGGGUCCCUUCUUGACUUCCUAUCCUCAAUAACUUAAAUUUGAACAUUUGAAAGUCCAACCCACAAAAGGGGGCAACCACACCAAAGUUUACUUCCAAAUGUGACAAGAAUUGAUGGUUGGGAAGGGCUUUGGUCGGCUCAAAGCAACAAAGUUGUUGGGAGGGAAGUUUCCCAAACUUGGGAGGGAUUGUCGAGGUCGACGGCAUUCAUUAUCUAUCAAAUUCAAAGCAGACUUAGACCAGUUCACCCAACCGCGACAGAUUUCAGCGGGCGGAGUCACCGGAAGUGUGAUUCCCCUAUUUUGGACUAGCCGGAAACUCAACCACGUGUCGGUAUAUUAUUGGUCUCACCACCAAAAACAACGAGUCCACGUGGUUCCCGCGUAAAAUACCUGUAACUGAACCCCGUCCCCUUUCCAUCCCCUGAAAAAAAAAAGCCGUCCCACCACCACCGCCAUCCCGAAUCGCCUCACCCCUCAUAUACUCUCAACGGCCAAAUCUGUCUCAAAAUGACGAUUUUGGCCUCUGCCGACCGGAAGUGCCGCCGGAGCCCCAGAGCACCCCUCCUCCCCCAAAAGUACGAUGAUGCCGAUUCCUUUGAGGUUGGCUUCUCCGGCGCCUCUUUCUCCGGCGCUGUCUUCAAUCUCUCCACCACCGUAGUUGGGGCAGGGAUCAUGGCUCUUCCCGCCACCAUUAAGCAAUUAGGGAUGAUUCCGGGCUUGAUCAUGAUCCUAUUGGGUGCGCGAUUGACCGAAUCCUCUAUCGAAAUGAUUUUGAGAUUCAGUCGUGCUUCCAAGUCCUCCUCCUAUUCCGGUGUUGUCGGUGAUGCUUUCGGUGGCGUUGGCCGGACGGUUUUGCAGAUUUGCGUCGUUGUUAAUAAUAUGGGGAUGCUCAUCGUCUACAUGAUCAUCAUCGGCGAUGUGCUAUCGGGAACAUGGUUGGACAAGGUCCACCAUUUAGGCGUGGUGGAGGAAUGGUUUGGUCAACAUUGGUGGAGCACACGCUCCUUCUUGUUGCUUCUAACAACUCUCUUUGUUUUGAUUCCGCUCAUAUCAUUCAAGCGUGUUGAUUCAUUGAGAUACACAUCAGCUUUGUCUGUCGCUUUGGCUGUUGUUUUUGUGGCAAUCACUGCUGGAGUAGCUAUCGUCAAAUUGGUGGAGGGAAGUAUUGGAAUGCCACGUCUACUGCCUGAAAUUGUCGAUCAGGCUUCAUUCUGGAAACUUUUCACGACUGUUCCUGUUCUGGUCACUGCCUAUAUAUGCCAUCACAACAUUCACCCAAUUGAGAAUGAGCUCCACGACCAAACUCAGAUGAAACCUAUUGUGCGGACAUCCCUUAUGUUGUGCACAUCAGUCUAUAUUGCUACCAGCUUCUUUGGAUUUCUUCUUUUUGGGGACCGAACGCUUGAUGAUGUGCUGGCCAAUUUUGAUGGUGAUUUUGGGAUCCCAUAUGGUUCAUUGCUUAAUGAUGUGGUGAGGGUGAGCUAUGCCAUCCACUUGAUGCUAGUGUUUCCAAUCGUUUUCUUCUCCCUUCGCCUCAACCUAGAUGGUCUUCUCUUUCCAUAUGCCAUCCCCAUUGCCUUUGAUAGCCGGAGAUUCUUCUCACUUACUGCUGCUCUCAUGGGUUUUAUCUUUUUGGGUGCUAAUUUCGUGCCUAGCAUUUGGGAUGCCUUUCAAUUCACUGGUGCCACAGCUGCUGUUGCUGUUGGGUUCAUCUUUCCAGCUGCUAUAGCCCUUAGGGACACUCAUGGAAUCGCAACAAAGAAUGACAGACUGGUAUCAUGUGUGAUGAUCCUCUUGGCUGUGUCAGCCAGCACGGUUGCCAUCUCCAGUGACAUUUAUAGUAUUUUCAAUAGAUGACAGUGGUGGAAGUUGGCCUUACAGGGAGGGUAAACUCAUACAAUUUAUCAGUGGCUUUGAGAUACAGACUAGAAUAGAGUAUUUAUUUGAUAAAAAAGGGCAGCCCUGAGAUGCAGUAAGAGGAUUGCUCCAGUUCCCGGUCUGGUUGCAGAAGCCAAAUUUGUCUUCUGUAAAUUCUUUUUGGGGAAUAUGUUAUUAUAUCACACAAUUGUAAUAACUGAAACUCAAAAGUGACAGGAGCAAUUUUGAAUUCUAUCAGGUUAUUGCAUGUAACUUAACAAACUUGGAUGGCUUCCAGAUUGGUUGCAAUAACAAAUUGCCACUUCUUUCUUCAUGGAUUUAA